Messenger RNA from Nerophis lumbriciformis (worm pipefish), 4048 nucleotides. Its product is annotated as UDP-glucuronosyltransferase 1A1-like. Lineage: Eukaryota; Metazoa; Chordata; Actinopteri; Syngnathiformes; Syngnathidae. The record is from RefSeq and is a predicted model, not a curated record. Gene Ontology annotation, molecular function: UDP-glycosyltransferase activity; protein dimerization activity.
GAGAAUCAACAGCUGAUACAAUGGACUCAUACUAUAAUGAAAGUAAAUCAUUGAUUUCCAGAAUAUGUGUAAUUUAUUAAUGCUGAAAUUCUGACAACGAUAGUUUACGCCAUUUACGCAAGCGUUCUUCUUCGCCUCCUCUUUGGGCUUGCCGUUUAACCAUCAAACAAACGCCAUGAGAACAUCGCCCCCUGGAGUCACAAAUUCUGAUGGGUAACAGAUUUCGGUACAACACCGUAAAGGAGUUUUCCCGCGCCUGUUCGGAAGUGUCGUAGAUGUAAAUACAAGUCGUAAACAAGUGGCUGUUUUUAUCGGAGAGGACUGUCGUCUCACCGGGAGUACUUUGAACUCGGUGAUUAAACCAAGUGGGCCCGUCGCGAACGAAUCGACUCUUUUGCACGAUUUGCUACUUAAGUGCAGCGGCAGCUGUGCUUUGAAUGAAUACCGAGGCCUACUACGCUACUAUGUUUUACUGUUGGUCAUUCUGCUGGUACUUGGAGAGCCAAGUGUGUCCCGAGGUGAACCGCUGACGUAGCGCACUAAAAGCUGGAAAAUCACAGCCUUUAUGGGCGUGUUUGAAGCACUUUCCCCGCCCCUUCCCCCUUCGCACACACAUAGUUGUGUGAGCUGCCUGCACAGGAGAAGACAACAAUGUGGACCUUGGUAGGAACGUCUGUGCUCCUGCUGCUAAACAUGAUCUGUGCUGCGGACCAGACCAGUGGAUCCACUCGGAACAACCGCGCCAGUCACACUGCUCCGUCAUACCUGGGGAAACUUCUGGUGGUGCCCAUGGACGGGAGUCACUGGACCGGCAUCAAGGCCGUUGCGCAGGAAAUGGGUCGGCGCGGACACCAGGUCACCGUGGUGAUUCCGGAGGUCAGCAUGCAGUUGGGCCCGGGGGAGCACUACGACACUCUGACCUAUCCUGUGCCGUACGACAAGGCCUCUGUUGACUCCAUACUGUCCGGCAACAAAGACAUGCUGGUCAAAUCCACACAGCCUUUCCUGGAGAGAAUGCAGAAAAAGUUUGCACAGAUGGCACGGAUUAUGGAAAUUAUCCACACCGUGUCAGAGAGUCUUCUGUUCAACGACAGUCUGAUCGCACAUCUGGAUCAGCAGGGCUUUGACGCUGUCCUGACAGACCCCAUGUUGCCUACAGGUGCCCUAAUCGCUCGCAAACUAGGUAUCCCCAACAUUAAUAUUCUGAGAGGAAUUCCGUGUUUCCUGGAUAUGCAGUCUGCAGGGUGCCCGUCCCCGCCUUCGUACGUGCCUCGCUUCUUCACUGGACUCACAGACAAGAUGGACUUCAAACAAAGAGUCCUCAACACUGUGGUGAGUGCUCUGGAGCCGCUGCUGUGCCGAGUUGCGUACUGGCGCUUUGACCGCAUAGCCUCUCAGUUCCUCAACAAAGACGUGGGUGUGGCGGAGGUGUUGGCGGACUCAGCCAUCUGGCUGCACAGGAUUGACUUCACACUGGAGUUCCCGCGCCCGCUCAUGCCCAACAUGGUGCCCGUCGGGGGCAUGAACUGCGACGUGAGGAAGCCUCUGCCAGCGGACCUGGAUCCCUGGGUGUCAGGAGAGCGGGGCUUUGUGGUGUUCACACUGGGCACUGCCGUGCCAGAAAUGCCAGAAGAAAUCACCAAGGUGUUCCUCGAGGCCUUCAGGCAGAUCCCACAGAAGGUGAUAUGGCGAUACAGUGGAUCUGUUCCUGGCAAUAUCCCAGAAAAUGUAAAGAUGAUGAAAUGGGUUCCUCAGAACGACUUACUUGCUCAUCGUGGAGUCCGGGCUUUCAUCACUCACGCUGGGUCACAUGGUCUCUUCGAGGGACUUUGCCACGCCGUUCCCAUGGUGAUGGUGCCAAUCUCCGGAGACCAGCCCGACAACGCGCAAAGGCUGGCGAGUAAAGGGGCGGGACUUGUGUUGGACAUCACGUCCAUCACCACGGAGGAUCUGCUGCAGGCUUUGAACGAGGUCAUCAACGACACCAGGCACAAAGAGACCAUGAAGAGGCUUUCUGCGCUGCACAAAGAUCGUCCUGUGGAGCCUCUGGACCUCUCCGUCUUCUGGACAGAGUUUGUGAUGCGGCACAAGGGGGCCGACCAUCUUAAAGCUGCAGUCACCGGCCUCAACUGGUUCCAGUACUUCUGUCUGGACGUGAUGGCGCUGCUGGCUGCUGUGCUGCUGCUCUGCACACUCCUCACCCUCAAAUGUGUCAAGUUCUGCUGGCGGAAAGUCAGCCGGAAGAGAAAACGAGACUAAAGUCGGGAGUGGACAAACGCUUUGACCGCCAUCAUUUACACAAAACAGAACGGGACAAGCGGUAGAAAAUGGAUGGACAAGCAAAUACAUUGAAAAGGUGUGUUAUUGUUUGGGCCACGGCGCCAUCUAUUGGACGUGUUCGCUCACUGCAAGGUGCUGCUGGGUAAAUGCUACACUGUAAUCUUCUAAUCAUCCAUUGUGUUUCUACUUGUAUACAUUCUUCAUUCAUCACUCCAAGCAACGUUUAACUUUUACAAUGAAACUACAACUAUUCAUACUUACUAAAUGUCUGUAGGAGUGUUUUCAUGCAAUAUGAUAGUAUUGAAAUGAAGCUAGUGUCGUUAGCAUUGGAAAAUAUGUACAGUUGUGGUCAAAAGUUGACAUACUUUCUACAACUCUUAUUUUUUUGUGAUAGAGUGAUUGGAGCACAUACUUGUUGGUCACAAAAAACAUUCAUGAAGUUUGGUUCUUUUAUGAAUUUAUUUAUGAAAAUGUGACCAAAUCUGCUGGGUCAAAAGUACUACCACCACGAUGCUUGACGGUAGGAUUGGUGUUCCUGGGAUUAAAGGUCUCACCUUUUCUCCUUCAAACAUAUUGCUGGGUAUGGUGGCCAAACAGCUCUAUUUUUCUUCCAGACCUUUCCACCAGAAGGUCUAAACUUUGUCCAUGUGAUGUCAGAUGAAACAAAAAUUGAGCUGUUUGGCCACAAUACCUAGCAAUAUGUUUGGAGGAGAAAGGGUGAGGCCUUCAAUCCCAGGAACACCAUUCCUACCGUCAAGCAUGGUGGUGGUAGUAUUAUGCUCUUGGCCUGUUUUGCUGCCAAUGGAACUGGUGCUUUACAGAGAGUAAAUGGGACAAUGAAAAAGGAGGAUUACCUCCAAAUUCUUCAGGACAAGCUCAAAUCAUCAGCCCGGAGGUUGGGUCUUGGGCGCAGUUGGGUGUUCCAACAGGACAAUGACCCCAAACACACGUCAAAAGUGGUAAAGGAAUGGCUAAAUCAAGCUAGAAUGAAGGUUUUAGAAUGGCCUUCCCAAAGUCCUGACUUAAACAUGUGGACAAUGCUGAAGAAACAAGUCCAUGUCAGAAAAUCAACACAUUUUGCUGAACUGCACCAAUUUUGGUGGUCAAAAAUUCAAGCAAAAGCUUGUGGAUGGCUACCAAAAGCGCCUUAUUGCAGUGAAACUUGCCAAGGGACAUGUAAGCAAAUAUUAACAUUGCUGUAUGUAUACUUUUGACCCAGCACAUUUUCAGUAGACCCAUAAUAAAUUCAUAAAAGAACCAAACUUCAUUAACGUUUUUCGUGCUCCAAUAACUCUAUCACAAAAAAAAAAUGAGUUGUAGAAAUGAUUGGAAACUCAAGACAGCCAUGACAUUAUGUUCUUUACAAGUGUAUGUACACUUUUGACCACAACUGUAUAUAUUUUCUUAAAUGUAGUGUGUGCUGCUCAUGGGGACUAUUAGUUUAAAUGCUCACCGUGCCCACGGGUCCUUAAGGCCCCUGGCUGCCAACCUCUGCUGUGUAAACUCCAAGGGCGUGCCCUCCACCUUCCACUGCCGGCAGUCCGGCAUGGACAUCUUGCUGUGGCCGUGGUCGCCGCCCAUACUGGUAAGAGCACAGAAAACAACAUAAUAAGACUUCCAAAUCCAGAUGCAAACAUAGUCAAUCCCUCCAUGCACAACAACAAAUCAUUUUAAUUGUACUGGAACAGGAAUUAAAUAUCUAGACAAUUUUAUCUCAGCAAAAUCAAGCAAACAAACAUGUGAUCCAAAAAAUAAAAAUAAAGCCUGA